CACACACAUAAACCCGUGCGUGCGCCUCCCGCACUGAAGUCAGCGCUGGUGUUUUCAGGUUGCUCAGACCUGAAAUCUAAGGGAAAAAAGCUCGGCGUUUGCGUCGCUGCUUCUGCCGCUGGUGGUGGUAGCGGUGAAGAGGAGAGAGGGUUUGGGUUGUUUUUUUUUCCCUCCUUUGAAUUCAAUGGAUCUGAACUUGGAGUCUUUGGACCUCGGUGGUUUUGGAAUAUCUACAUGCUGAUCCUCUUUGUCGUGGCACAUCAGCUCGUUUGGGGAAACCAUCCGAAGACGGCAAGAUGUUUCUCGCUAUCUUGUACUUCGCUUUGCCCUUAGUGGAUGUACUUCUGUCCGCAGAAGUGAGCGGGCUGCCUGGAGGGGACCGUCUUGACUGUGUGAAAGCCAGCGAUCAGUGUCUGAAGGAGCAGAGCUGUAGUACUAAAUACAGGACGCUGAGGCAGUGUGUAGCCGGCAAAGAGAGCAACUUCAGCCGGGCGACAGGCCUAGAGGCAAAGGACGAAUGCAAAAGCGCCAUGGAAGCUCUCAAGCAGAAAUCUCUGUACAACUGCCGCUGUAAGAGGGGCAUGAAGAAGGAGAAAAACUGCCUGCGCAUUUACUGGAGCAUGUACCAGAGCUUACAGGGAAAUGACUUGCUUGAAGAUUCCCCUUAUGAACCAGUUAACAGCAGACUAUCAGACAUAUUCAGGCUGGCACCAAUUGUAUCGG
Molecule: messenger RNA, 723 nt
Organism: Mesitornis unicolor (brown roatelo)
Lineage: Eukaryota; Metazoa; Chordata; Aves; Mesitornithiformes; Mesitornithidae
Product: GDNF family receptor alpha-1
Exons: 3
Biological process (GO): nervous system development
Cellular component (GO): signaling receptor complex; external side of plasma membrane
Molecular function (GO): signaling receptor activity
Source: RefSeq, a predicted model, not a curated record